This is a messenger RNA of Funneliformis mosseae, 225 nucleotides long. The record is from the annotation of a GenBank genome assembly. NCBI's taxonomy places the organism in Eukaryota, Fungi, Glomeromycota, Glomeromycetes, Glomerales, Glomeraceae.
AUGGAAGCACUAAAUGCGACCUUCGUACCAGCUUCCAACGAGAGCGAAGUUAUACCUGCUGUCGAAGUCACGGACUUUCCGAGUAAAUAUCUUGUCCCAGACAUUAAUCGAACUGUCCUCGAAAGGGUGAUUUUGAUGUUGACAAUAUUAAUUCAAAUGAUGGAUACGUCCAAACGUUCUUUCAGAAACUUCAUGAAAUCAUCAUUAAUCAAGGUCUCGAUAUAG